GCGGCUCGUGAAGUUGUUGUGAAUCGAGAGUGUUUGCGCCGGCGUCUCUUUUGCAGUUCUAGGAGGUGUUAACGAGCGCUGUUUCGCGUAACCUCGAAUUCAGCAGCGUCAAUUAACGAUAUUGGUGUUAUUCGAAGCACGCUGAACCUAUCCCGGUAUGGAGAGCGACCCGGAAUCGUCGAAGUGGAAACCGGUGUUCACCCGGUUGAUGGCCAUCCUGCAGAACGUUCAAGCUCAAGUCGACGCGGAGCGGCAAUCGUUGGACGCAAUGAACGAGUUUUACCGGCAGUUCAACUCGCUACCCGCCGCCGAAGAAACGAAAGAAGACCAAGCUAGUACCCCUCAAAUGGACGUAGCGCAAGCCAAGCAAACGCUUCUAGACUAUCUGGAGAAAGCUGACACUGUGCUGGUGAAAGCGAGAAGUCUGAGGCAAGCAGACGGUGGAGACGGCACCAGUAAAAACAAAAGGCACUCGACAAAGAUAACAAACCCCUCCACCGUGGCUUCAAAGAAAAUUGAUGACCGCCAGCCUGAUAAGCCUCAAGUUGUGACAAGGACGACUGUGCCGAAGCAAGGGGCGCGUUCGCGAAGUCGUUCGGUGGUGACGGUGAGAAAGGUAGCCAUCGCCAGAAACCAGCCGCGCUCUACGUCCCAGUCGCGAAGCCAGAAGCAGCACCGGCAGCCGAGUCCGCCGAAGAAAAGCGAUAAAAUCGCAUACAGAGAAAUGCUGAGCUCUGUGGAGGUUCAAGCACAACUGCGCGAGUUCUCUGCUCUAGUCGACGAAGCGCGGAAGUGCGCUGCGUCGAACGCCGAGUGCCCAGAGCGAGCACAGUUUCUGGCCUUGUAUGGCUCUGGGGAGACCGCUGCUGAUGGAAAAUCAAGUAAAAAUGAAUUGUCGCCAGUGCUGACAUCGCCGACUUUCCCCUCUCUGGAGGAGCUGCGACGGGAGUUUGAUGCCUACAUCGAAAAGAAAUGCGCUUCCUUGGACAAGUUUGUUCUGGACGUCUGUGCCGAAAGUGUUGUGCCACUCCUGGAGAGCACGACGUGCCCGGACAAAGAAUAUGCUGCAGUUGUGCAGGCCUUCUACGGGAUCAUCUGCAACAAGGGACGUCGGUUGCCAGCAUUCGUCAAGCCCGACCAGUGACGGCGGCUUUUGCCUUUGUAGCCGAUACUUUCGAAAUGCUCAGCCAGUCCUAUUGAGCACUUUUUAAUGCAUUUUUUUCAUGACCGUAUUUAUUUAUUUAUUUAUACUUAUACCUCAUUUUAUUCCAUAACUACAAGAAUAAACUGAAUUGCUCAAUUCCCA
Messenger RNA from Rhipicephalus microplus (southern cattle tick), 1306 nucleotides. RefSeq lists its product as uncharacterized. The record is from RefSeq and is a predicted model, not a curated record. NCBI's taxonomy places the organism in Eukaryota, Metazoa, Arthropoda, Arachnida, Ixodida, Ixodidae.